CCCGCCCUCUUGGCCCCUUUCGGCCUGGCCAUGGGGCUCCAGCACCUUCAGCUCAGCCGGGGGGUCGACACCCUCGUCUAGCCGACCUGGGUGGGAAGGCGCUGUCGCCGGCUGUGCACGCGCUGGGCGAGCAGCGCCCCUUCUGGCCGCGUCCGGCCCCGCCAUGGACCACCAGGAGCCCUACUCCGUGCAGGCCACUGCGGCCAUCGCGGCGGUCAUCACCUUCCUCAUCCUCUUCACCAUCUUCGGCAACGCGCUGGUCAUCUUGGCUGUGCUGACAAGCCGCUCGCUGCGAGCCCCGCAGAACCUGUUCCUAGUGUCGCUGGCCGCCGCCGACAUCCUGGUGGCCACGCUCAUCAUCCCUUUCUCCCUGGCCAACGAGCUGCUGGGCUACUGGUAUUUCUGGCGCACCUGGUGCGAGGUGUACCUGGCGCUCGACGUGCUCUUCUGCACCUCCUCCAUCGUACACCUGUGUGCCAUCAGCCUGGACCGCUACUGGGCCGUGAGCCGCGCGCUGGAGUACAACUCCAAGCGCACCCCGCGCCGCAUCAAAUGCAUCAUCCUCACCGUGUGGCUCAUCGCGGCUGUCAUCUCGCUGCCGCCCCUCAUCUACAAGGGCGACCCGGCUCCCCAGCCCCGAGGGCGCCCUCAGUGCAAGCUCAACCAAGAGGCCUGGUACAUCCUGGCCUCCAGCAUUGGAUCUUUCUUUGCACCCUGCCUUAUCAUGAUCCUUGUCUACCUGCGGAUCUAUCUGAUCGCCAAGCGCAGCCACUGCAGAGGUCCCAGGGCCAAGGGGGGCCCUGGGGAGGGUGGGUCUAAGCAGCGCCACCCUGUCCCUGGGGAAGUUUCAGCCUCAGCCAGAUUGCCAACUCUGGCCUCUCAACUGGCUACUGCUGGAGAGGCCAAUGGAUGCUCCCAGCCCACUGGGGAGAAGGACGAGGGGGAGACCCCUGAAGACCCUGGGACCCCCGCCUUGCCAUCCAGCUGGCCUGCCCGCCCCAGCUCAGGCCAGGGUCAGAAGGAAGGUGUUUGUGGGACAUCUCCAGAAGAGGAGGGGGCUGAAGAGGAGGAGGGGGUGUGUGAGCCGAAGGCCUCGGCAGCGUCUCCCGCCUCAGCUUGCAGCCCAUCCCUGCAGCAACCACAGGGUUCCCGGCUGCUGGCAACCCUACGUGGCCAGGUGCUCCUGGGCAGGGGCAAGGGCACUGCGGGAGGCCAGUGGUGGCGGCGGCGGACGCAGCUGACCCGGGAGAAGCGGUUCACGUUCGUGCUGGCCGUGGUCAUCGGCGUCUUCGUGCUCUGCUGGUUCCCCUUCUUCUUCAGCUACAGCCUGGGUGCCAUCUGCCCUCAACACUGCAAGGUGCCCCACGGCCUCUUCCAGUUCUUCUUCUGGAUUGGCUACUGCAACAGCUCGCUGAACCCUGUCAUCUACACCAUCUUCAACCAGGACUUUCGCCGUGCCUUCCGAAGGAUCCUUUGCCGCAAGUGGACCCAGACGGCCUGGUGAGCCCGCCUGCCCGCUGCCCAUGUGGGGUUGGUGCCAGGUGGUGCCAGGGCCACCCUGCUUCUUGCCCCAUUGUAUGUGGCCACCUCCCUAGGGCUUUCUGGUCCCUUCCCUGGUCCUGCAGGCCUCAUCCCGGGAACCCCCUCAGAGGGGCAGGGUCUAUUUGAAGCCUCCCCUUGUUGGCUUGGCCGUGGGGGGCCAUCUUCUCCACCCCCUGCCUCUGCACAGGCAGAUGGAUGAGGCUUGGACCUUCCUGAAUGUAGCCGUGGCCAGGCUCCCUCGCAGAACCCCAGACCCCUGCAAACCUUGAGGACCCUGUGUCUUCUGGUUGAUCACCUGCUUGUGGCGUUUUGUAUCUUUCUCAUCUUCCCCUUGAAAAGAGCAGGAAGCCAGCCUUCCGCUUCUUCCAGGAGGGCCUGCGGCUGAGGAAGAGGCAGAAACGAUGAUGGGCAUCCGUGCUGUGUGCCCGUGGUCCCCAUUAGACCCUGGGUGGGGGCUUAUGGGCUGGCACCAUCUUUGGGCCCUUCUUCUCCUUCCCCCUGCUUUUGGAGUUGUAACUCCAGAACUGUGGAUCAUUUUCCUCACCCGGCGCCCCUCUGCGAGGCUGGUGGGUGCGUGGAUGCCUCCUGCGGGGUGGUCUGGGGGUCUGGCCUCUGCCUCCACGGGAGAGCCCUGAUCACUAGCUUUCACCACCUGCAAAACCCAGGGCAACAAUAGCUUGCCGCCUACUUGCUGCAGGGAGAUGAAAGGCUUCGCAGAAAGUUUUGAGCUCCGUGGGGGAACGCACUAGAGAACCAGAAAAUGUGAUUAUUCGGUGAUAUAAAAAUCCCCCUUUUCUGGGUUUACCACUGCCUGUCUUUCUAUAGACUUUUGCUCUGUGCCUGGGGUGUAAAUUCCUACCCCAAACUGGAAGUGGGGAGUCGCAGACAGAACCACGACUUCAGUUAAAGGAUUUAUUUGAGAAUGUGUUCUUAUGCCUGCAAAGGUUGGAGUUAUUACGCUGCAUGACAACUUCUCGACAUUUCACCUGCAACACCAAGAGGGUUUUCAUUGGCUUGGACCCCCCCAAUGGGGGAGAAGUCUUUUGUCAUCAAGCAGGCACAUUGUUUCCCCAGGAUCGCUAAAAAUACCCACCGCAUGGGAAUGGUCUGAGAUGAGAGCAUGUGGUGGGGUGCUGGGGCUAGAGCAGGU
Molecule: messenger RNA, 2692 nt
Organism: Delphinapterus leucas (beluga whale)
Lineage: Eukaryota; Metazoa; Chordata; Mammalia; Artiodactyla; Monodontidae
Gene: ADRA2B
Product: adrenoceptor alpha 2B
Biological process (GO): regulation of smooth muscle contraction; platelet activation; regulation of vasoconstriction
Cellular component (GO): plasma membrane
Molecular function (GO): epinephrine binding; alpha2-adrenergic receptor activity
Source: RefSeq, a predicted model, not a curated record